Molecule: messenger RNA, 900 nt
Organism: Branchiostoma belcheri (Belcher's lancelet)
Lineage: Eukaryota; Metazoa; Chordata; Leptocardii; Amphioxiformes; Branchiostomatidae
Product: polyubiquitin-like
Exons: 3
Coding region: 98-742 (214 amino acids)
Biological process (GO): protein ubiquitination; modification-dependent protein catabolic process
Cellular component (GO): nucleus; cytoplasm
Molecular function (GO): protein tag activity; ubiquitin protein ligase binding
Source: RefSeq, a predicted model, not a curated record
UAACCCCCACCAUCACAGCCACUGCAUUAGUCAUCAAGUCGAUCCUCGAAGUUUCGAACACAAGUCUUCCUUUCUGUUUCAUACCAUAACCAGCGACAUGGACGGUUCAAGUAUCUGGCAACUUUUUGUCAGGGGACUCGAGGGAAAAACAACCGUCAUACGGAUCCACAAGGAUGCCACAGUAGACGAACUCAUCAAGAAAAUCAGUGAGAAGAACAAAAUCCCCCCCGAGACCCAGCGAGUCCUGUACACCACCAAGCAGCUAGAGUACGGCCAGGGGAAAUAUCUCUCCGACUACAACAUGCAGAACGAGUCCACUCUUUUUGUCGUCCUGCGUCUGCCCGGGGGUAGCAAACAGCUGGAUGAAGAUGUGGAGACGACGGACGCUCCUGACAUGAUCAGCUGGGAGGACGACCCCAACACUCCCCGCGCCAAGAUGUCCUGUGGACACGCCAUCACUCCAGAGACUCUCACCACCUACUGCGAGAGUCUGCUGAGUGCUGGGAAGUAUGUGUUCAAGUGUCCCUACAUCAGCCCAGCUACAGAGUACUGUGGGAGGGAGUGGUCCUAUCUGGAGGUCCGGCGCCUUGCCGUUCUCACCCUGGAUGAACAGAAGCAGUUUGAGAUCAAGAUCUCCGACAACUACCUCAGGGCCUGUCUGAAGUGUGGCAUGCUCAUUGAACAUGAGAGGGCCUGCAAACACAUGGUAAUAUCCUGUGAAUGUGAUGACACUUGGCUCUAACAUUGCCUGACCUCAGAUUCUAAUGUUGCCUGAUCGUGUUUAUCUAGAGUCAUGUAGAGUAUUUUCUUUACUCUAUUAAUGCAUUCUCCACUUGCAUUCUCCAUUCUCCGCUUACCUUAGGCCUAGGGAUAAAAAUGUUGUGUUUCCUGUUUCCCAAC